Molecule: messenger RNA, 3024 nt
Organism: Thrips palmi
Lineage: Eukaryota; Metazoa; Arthropoda; Insecta; Thysanoptera; Thripidae
Gene: Wdr24
Product: GATOR complex protein WDR24
Exons: 11
Coding region: 318-2747 (809 amino acids)
Biological process (GO): positive regulation of TOR signaling
Molecular function (GO): protein binding
Source: RefSeq, a predicted model, not a curated record
CUGUGGACCGAAAACAGGAAACAGCUGAAGAAGUGAAUACGUUAACCUAACCUUCACUGCCGAAUCGUCUGUCCCAAUUUCCUUUGGCGAUUUCGCAUUUACUUUUGCAAUUUUUGCCUUGUGUUUUUGGAAUGUUCUGAAGACUUGGCUGUAUUUUACCGAAAAAAUAAUUCGUGAAAUGGUGUCACCUCCAUUAUGUGCACCUUCAAGAUUCUUAUGUCACUCUUGUCCACCUAACUCAAACCCAAUGUUUACUAUUAUGUAUGCUUUAUAAUAUGCCUUUUUAAUUCCGCUAAGGAUUUUAAAAAACGUACAAGAUGUCUCAAAAAACAAUGUCCGUGUCCCAAGAGGGGCCGGCCAAUGCUCUUGCCCUGAACAGGGAAAAUAAUCAAGUUGUCAUAGCUGGCAGAAAUGUGUUUAAGGUGUUUACAAUUGAAGAAGAGGAGUUUGUAGAAAGCUACAAUUUGCGGGUUGGAAAAAACCAAAAUUUAAAUUUUUCCUGUAAUGAUGUGGCAUGGAAUACCUUAGAGGACCAGACUCUGGCUACGGCUGCAACAAAUGGUGCUGUUGUGUUGUGGAAUUUGGACAAGCCCUCUCGUUCGAAGCAGCAGCAUGUUUUCUUGGACCACAAGCGAACUGUCAACAAAGUCAGCUUCCACCCAACGGAAGCACAUUGGCUCAUAUCAGGUUCGCAGGAUGGCACUAUGAAAUGCUUUGACAUUCGAAUGAGAGAUGCGACCAAGACAUUUAUGAGCAAUACAGAAAGUAUCCGGGAUGUACAAUUCAGUCCUCAAUUGCUGCAUGCAUUUGCUGCUGUUUCUGAAAACGGCAAUGUCCAGCUAUGGGAUGUGCGGCGUCCUGAUAAGUGCACACAUCAAUUCACCGCACACUCUGGUCCUGUGUUUGCAUGUGACUGGCAUCCUGAGUGCAAUUGGUUGGCUACAGCCAGCAGAGAUAAAACCAUUAAGGUAUGGGAACUGUCGACUGGAAGGCCUCUAUUAGAAUAUACAAUUAGCACUAUAGCAUCUGUUGGUCGCAUUAAAUGGCGUCCACAACGAAAGCACCACAUUGCCAGUUGUGCCCUGGUAGUCGACUGCAGCAUUAAUGUAUGGGACAUUCGGCGGCCGUACAUUCCUUUCGCUUCCUUUCAAGAGCACAAGGAUGUUGCCACAGGACUUGCAUGGAGAGGAGAUCCUCAAGUUUUUCUUUCAGUUAGUCGAGAUUGCACUUUAAUACAUCAUGUUUUCAAAGAUGCAACCAGGCCAGCAGAUCAGGCAAACCCUCAGGGUAUUUCAAUCAAUUCAUCUGGAGAUGUAGCAUUUGCUUGCCGAAUAAGCUCAAGUAAUGUACCUUUCAGUUCCAAGAUUCAAGGGUACCUGAGAAAAUCUCACUUAACUAGUGAACAAUUUUGCCAAGCUACAAGCUCUAUGCACUUAUACUCUAUGAAAGCUGUUCGAGAAAAUCGCUGGAUGGUGGAAAGUGCUCGUAGGUACAUUUUAAAUGGGCGCUCUCUAGCUGAAAUGUGUGAUCAUAAUGCAGCAGUUGCCAGAGAACUAGGAAGGCAUCAGGUGAGCCUUGUGUGGAGCAUCAUCAAGACUCUUUACUGGAGCUCUCGUGGUGGACCGGGUGACCCAAAUCCUCCAUCAGCUUCUGCUGUGACUGGACGUGAUGAUAGUUCAGUGUCUGGAGAAGUGACCGCUGCCACUGGGACCAACACAACAGCAGGAGAACCUGAGCAGAGGGUUGUUAGGAGUAGCAACAACACUAAUGGAGAGGUGGCAGUGACUGGCAGUGGCAAUGUUGAUGGUGGUGAUGCAAUAGCUACGGAAGAGGAGACGGAAACUGAUGAAACCACUGAAAUAUCUUUAAAUGGGGUACACCUUGGCUUACCAUCUUUUGCAAAAACACCUAUGACCCAAGGAGACUUCUUCUUUGGUGACGGUGAGAUGGAUCCACUAGACAUGGACAGCGGCAUGGGAGUGGGAGCUUCUGUUGGGGUGGGCGGAGGCCUCCUUGCUGCACUUGCUCUGGGUAUGGGAAACGGGGGCAGUCAGAUUGGUACUGUAGGAGGCCCUGCCGAUGAGUGGAUGCUUUCCAGUGAAGCCUUUCCUCUUCGACAUGAGAUUCUAGACCGCUCCCCACCCCCGGAAACCUAUCCAAAUCAUCUGGAACCAAGUGAACAAGAGACCCAGACUGUAGCUGUGGAAGAGCAGCCUGCACCCUUACUCAAUGUGUCUGCUCUUUCUGCACCGUUAAUGUGGGAUUGUGGCAAUGUAGUAGCUGAUGCUUUACGUCACCAUGCUUCAAUGGGCGAUGUGCAAAUGGCUGCAUCAGCUCUGCUUGUUCUUGGUGAUAAGCGAAGAGGUCUUGGAGUGGAUGAAGCUACUCAAGAACAUUGGAUGCUGGGGUACAUCGAUUUUCUGGGUCGCCAUGAAUUAUACAAUGUGGCAACACAAGUUAUUAAACUUUCUUGGCUGCCUAAUGUUAAUCAGUUGAGUCAACAAUCAACAACGUAUUAUACCUGCUGUGGACAGUGUGAGAAACCUCUUCACCGUACAGGCUGGUUGUGUGACCGUUGUCACAGUUCAGAGUCUUCAUUGUGCUCAGUGUGCCAUCAAGUUGUAAAAGGACUGUAUGCCUGGUGUCAAGGCUGUGCACAUGGCGGGCACAUACAUCAUAUACAACAAUGGCUUAGCACAAAUAAGUAUUGCCCAUCAGGGUGUGGGCAUCUAUGUGAAUAUAAUUAACUAUUUACAUUGGAAACUAUCUAUCACUGUGUCUUAAACUGAACCUGGUCCUGUGAUAUCUAUCAAUACGCUUCCAUUAGUUUUAUAGAAAUGAACUGAAUCUCUGUUGUCUUCUGAAGUGUCACUAUUGAAACUCUUUGACCAAACAGAGAAUGUCAAGAAAAGUCUUCAUCAAUAAUUUUAUUGAAUGUUUCGACAAACAGAAUUUUAAUGGCUGUGAUAUCAUGUAAGGUCUUUCACAUUUUUAAGAAAUGACAUUAAAAGUGAUUGAAAGAAU